Molecule: messenger RNA, 1608 nt
Organism: Penicillium malachiteum
Lineage: Eukaryota; Fungi; Ascomycota; Eurotiomycetes; Eurotiales; Aspergillaceae
Product: purine-cytosine permease family protein
Exons: 6
Coding region: 1-1608 (535 amino acids)
Biological process (GO): transmembrane transport
Cellular component (GO): plasma membrane; fungal-type vacuole membrane
Molecular function (GO): transmembrane transporter activity
Source: RefSeq, a predicted model, not a curated record
AUGGCUCCCGAAAACGAAAUCGCCUCCGUAGAGGUGCGCUCCGAUAAGGAUCUUACGUCGCAGCAACAGCCUGAACUGCAGCAAUUCGGCGACUCGACAGAGAAAACUCCUCAUGAUGCCCCGUUUCCUGUGGAUACCACAGCUGGUCGUCCGAACCCUGUCGGCACGCGCUUAGGCUCUCUGCUCAGAUCAUUUGAGCAGCAGCUCGUGGAAUACAACCUGGAGGCGCGAGGUAUUGAACGAGUCAAGCCAGAGGAGCGUAUGAAAAAGCUUUCGUGGAUUUCGUAUCUGCAGGCGUGCUUGCUGUGGGUAUCGAUCAAUUUGGCUGCCAAUAAUAUUACACUGGGAAUGCUGGGACCAGCCGUGUAUGGUCUUAGCUUUACGGACUCCGCACUUUGUGCUGUCUUUGGUGCAUUGGUUGGCUCUUUUGGAGCAGCAUGGAUGGCGACUUGGGGACCUAUCUCAGGUAUUCGGACUAUGGCAUUUGGUCGUUACUCUAUGGGAUGGUGGCCUAGUAAGAUCAUUGUACUGUUGAAUCUUGUUCAAAUGAUUGGAUACUGCUUGAUCGACUGUGUUGUUGGAGGACAGAUUCUGUCUGCUGUCUCUCCCAAUGGCAUGUCGGUUGCUGUUGGAAUUGUCAUCAUUGCAGUCAUCAGUUUGAUCGUGGCAACAUUCGGUAUCCAAGCAUUCCACUACUACGAACGAUUCGCAUUCGUACCUCAACUGAUCAUCUUCUGCAUCCUCUUCGGUGUCUCCGCCUCGAAGUUUGACUUGACGACAGCAUCCACAGGCGACGCCCGAACGGUAGCCGGUAACAGGCUAUCAUUCUUCUCGCUCUGCUUGAGUGCCGCAAUCACCUACGCCCCUCUCGCAGCCGACUUCUUCGUGUACUACCCCGAGCACACAUCCCGCCGCACAAUCUUCACCUUAACCCUAACAGGUCUCAUGUUCUCCUUCUCCUUCGCCAUAAUCCUCGGUAUCGGUCUAGGCUCUGGUGUAACCACAAGCCCAGAGUACGCAGCAGCCUAUGACAGAGGCCAAGGUGCACUAAUUGUAGAAGGCUUUGGACCCCUCCAUGGCUUCGGCAAAUUCUGUGCCGUCAUCGUAGCCCUGGGUGAAAUCGCCAACACUGUUGCACCAACCUAUUCUUCCGGUGUUGAUUUCCAGAUCCUGGGCCGGUACGCCGAGAAGGUACCACGUGUGAUCUGGAACACUGUCGGCGUGAUCAUCUACACUGUCUGCGCGCUUGCGGGCCGGAGUCAUCUCUCUGAUAUCUUUACCAAUUUCCUUGCUCUCAUGGGAUACUGGGUUGCUAUUUGGUUUGCGAUUAUCCUGGAAGAGUUCUUCCUCUUCCGUUUCAAGAGUGGCUAUAACUGGGCUGCUUGGAGUGAUCCGUCGAAAUUGCCUAUUGGGUUUGCGAGUUUCACGGCCUUUGUUGUUGGUUGGGUUGGUGCUGUCUUGUGCAUGGCCCAGGUGUGGUAUAUUGGACCACUGGCCAAGUUGGUAAGCUCGGAAGGUGCUGAUAUGGGUAAUUAUGUUGGUUUUACCUGGGCUUUGGUCGUUUAUCCGCCCUUGAGAUACCUUGAAAAACGCUAUGUUGGUCGUUAA